Molecule: messenger RNA, 3022 nt
Organism: Corythoichthys intestinalis (scribbled pipefish)
Lineage: Eukaryota; Metazoa; Chordata; Actinopteri; Syngnathiformes; Syngnathidae
Gene: ap1s1
Product: adaptor related protein complex 1 subunit sigma 1
Exons: 5
Coding region: 159-635 (158 amino acids)
Biological process (GO): vesicle-mediated transport; intracellular protein transport
Cellular component (GO): intracellular membrane-bounded organelle; AP-1 adaptor complex; membrane coat
Molecular function (GO): clathrin-cargo adaptor activity
Source: RefSeq, a predicted model, not a curated record
GGCAAACGAUGCUUUUGCCUGUACAGUUACGCGUAGCAUGUCCUGUGUACUCACUGACAGAUAUGAACAAGUGCCAAUACUAACCGGUGUAUGUGAAUUGCCUUGUAGAGGCAAAGUAGAUCUGAAACGUCGCGGUACCGACCCAAAACACCAAGAAAAUGAUGCGCUUCAUGCUGCUGUUCAGUCGGCAGGGCAAGCUGCGGCUGCAGAAGUGGUACACGGCCACGGCCGAACGCGACAAGAAGAAGAUGGUUAGGGAGCUGAUGCAGAUCGUCCUGGCCCGCAAGCCCAAAAUGUGCAGUUUUCUGGAGUGGAGGGACCUCAAGAUUGUCUACAAAAGGUACGCUAGCUUGUACUUUUGCUGCGCCGUGGAGGAGCACGACAACGAGCUGAUCACGCUGGAAGUCAUCCACCGCUUCGUGGAACUCUUGGAUAAAUAUUUCGGCAGCGUGUGCGAGCUGGACAUCAUCUUCAACUUUGAAAAGGCUUACUUCAUCCUGGAUGAGUUCCUGAUGGGAGGAGAGAUCCAGGAUACGUCUAAGAAGAGCGUCUUGAAAGCCAUCGAGCAAGCCGACAUACUGCAGGAGGAAGACGAGUCGCCCAGGAGCGUGCUGGAGGAGAUGGGCCUGGCGUAGUGGAAGACCUUCCGUGUGACUUGUAUUUCUACCAGCGGCAUACAGCCGGUCAGGUCAAACGUGAGAAUUGACAACACUUCCUUUAAUGCGUUUGUAUUCAUAACUUAUUGGCUGCCCUUGAAGACAAUAGACGUCCAAUCCGUUAGAAGUGGGAGGUCGGCAGCGUAUCGCCAGAUCUCCCAGUUGAAAUGGAUCGGACGUCGCUAAACUGGGACCACAACCGGAUAGCUGAGCAAUCAGGUGACUUUGAGGGAGGGCCACGUGAUGACUUUUAAAUUUGAUGUUGUAAUUGUUGUUAUAAAUCUUUGGAACGUUUUAGUGGAGCACAAUGCUGGAGCUUUGUAUGCAUUUUGCCAGCUCAGCUUUUUACCUUUUUGCUUUGUAUCUUGCUGCACUCAAUAAAUGGCCUUUUUUCGGGUAUUUUUUUUCUCUCAAGCCUUCUGACUUAUUUGCCAUGUAAUAUUGUUCUGUCAAGUUUACGGAACGGGUGGAUUUGCCAACGAGUUUUGAAUCUCAAACCGUGCAGUUGAAGUUUAACAUUAUGAAUCAAACUGUACAGUUCCUCAAAAAAAAUGUUUAAGAUCUUAAUCUGAAGUUUGUAUGUUUUCAAUUUUUUCAUGAUUUUUGAUGUACAUAUGUAUACAUACUUACACAUAUAUUUACAUUAGGGCUGUCAAAAUUAUCGCGUUAACUGGCGGUAAUUAAUUUUUUAAAUUAAUCACAGAUUAAAAUGACAGCAGUGUAAUGUCUGCCUGUUACUUGUGUUUUUUGGUGUUUGACACCCUCUGCUGGCGCUUGGGCCAAAUGAUUUUAUGGGUUAGGGGAGUGAGCAUGGUGUAAUUAUUGACAUCAACAAUGGCGUGCAACUAGUUUAUUUUUUGAUUGAAAAUUUUACAAAUUUUAAUAAAACGAAAACAUUAAGAGGGGUUUUAAUAUAAAAUUUCUAAAAAGAUAAAUGUUAGUACAAGUUAAAGAACUACAAGUCUUUCUAUCCAUGGAUCGCUUUAAGAGAAUAAUGUUAAUGCCAUCUUGUUGAUUUAUUAAUAAACAAAUACAGAACCUAUGUACCGUAUGUGAAUUGUCUUUCCAUUCCAACAAUAAUUUACAGAAAAAUAUGGCAUGUUUUAUAGAUGGUUUGAAUUGCAAUUAAUUACAACUUUUAAGCUGUAAUUAAUUCGAUUAAAAUUUUUAAUCGUUUGACAGCCCUAAUUUACAUAUAUACAAAGUAUACAUACAGUGGUAUGAAAAAGUAUCUGAACCUUUUAGAAUUUCUCACAUUUCUGUAUAAAAUCACCUUUAAAUGUGAUAUCUUUGUCAAAAUCACACAGAUGAAAAUAGUGCUUCAACUAAAACCACCCAAACAUUUAUAGGUUUUCAUUCACACACACACAUAAUAUAUAUAUUAAAUAUAUAGACAGUUGUUUGCAUUAUUUUGUCCAAACCCUAACAUUUUGGCAUCAUAAUCAUUGAACAUAAUUCUUAGAGAAUAGGAUGAGGAACAUUCUAAUAAAGUUGAGCAUCUCAUAUGGCUGGCAAAAUCAACAUUAACUCAACAUUAUUGAGUAUUUAUGGUGGGUUUUAGAGAUUCAAUUAAGAUGUCGAUUUCCACCACCGUCGCCUCUAAAAUAGUUUUCUAUUUCUUACAUGUUUUUAUGCAUUAUAAAAGAAUUAUGUCUGGAUUUUGGGGGGCUUGGAACAGAUCAGGGCAUUUACAUGGAAAAUGUAAAACUGAAUUUUCAAGUCAAGAAAUUACUUCCAGAACCAAUUCUGUAAGUAGAGGUACCACUGUAUUGUGUAUAUAUUUAUAUUACACACACUAUAUUGGGUAGCAACUUGUAGGUCUUUUUUUUUUUUUUUUUUUUUAAACAUUGACACCUUUUUAAAACCAGAUCUUGAAUCUUGGCACGAGUGUAUCGAUGACCUUUUAGGAUUCAAAAUAUCACGAUGGUUCAAUAAUUUGUCCCACCUCGACUACAUACUAAGAGAAACUAGCAGUUGGACGUUCAAUCAUGACUGGCUGCAAUGGUUCAAAACUGCCACAAGAGAGCAGCACUUUAACAUAUGUCUGAUAAAGAAUAGAUUACGGUAAGCAUGGCUUCAUUCUUGCACUGCUUGCCAAAGUAUUGGCACCCCUGCAAUUCUAACAGAUAAUGCUCAGUUUCUCCCAGAAAUGAUUGUAAGCCAAAUAAAUGAAGAUAUUACUACCAAUCAAAAAACACAGAAUGGGGGAAUAAUUUUACACAAAAAUCAAAAAGAUGGGCCGGACAGAAGUAUUGGCACCCUUUAAAAAUCAUGUGAUGCUUCUUUGUGUAAUUAACACCAACUGUUACUUACCUGUUGAACACAACAGGUGGUGGCAAUAACCGAAUCACAUGUGCAGCCAAUUA